This is a messenger RNA of Anolis carolinensis (green anole), 4911 nucleotides long. RefSeq names its product zona pellucida like domain containing 1 (gene zpld1). The record is from RefSeq and is a predicted model, not a curated record. The transcript is spliced from 10 exons. Lineage: Eukaryota; Metazoa; Chordata; Lepidosauria; Squamata; Anolidae. Bases 257 to 1507 code for a protein of 416 amino acids. Gene Ontology annotation, cellular component: cell surface.
UGGAUAGCCAUUUGUCAGGAGUGCUUUGAUUGUGUUUUCCUGCAUGGCAGGGGGUUAGACUGAAUGGCCUUUGUAGUCUCUUCCAAUUCUUGUGAUUCCUUAUGACUGCUGUUUCUGAAUCAGGCCAAGAGGAUCAUCAUUGUUGUGGAUUCUUGUAUUUUGAUUAUGAUCAGUUGAUGUAACUGUUACAACUUUAAUGUCUACGAAAGCAAUCCAGGGCAAAGAAUAAUUGCCUGAUGUUCUGCUAGGUUUUGCGAUGGAACGAGUAUGGCUGCUGCUCCUGCUCACUAUAAAGGUGCUCUCAGUGACCACGCAAUUCAAUGGAUACAACUGUGAUGCCAGCCUCCACAGCAGGUUUCCGGCGGAAAGAGACAUCAAUGUCUACUGUGGAGUACAAGCAAUUUCUAUGAAGAUUAAUUUUUGCACUGUCCUUUUCUCCGGUUAUUCUGAAACAGAUUUAGCAUUAAAUGGGAAACAUGGGGACUCUCACUGCAGGGGAUUUAUAAACAACAACACAUUUCCUGCUGUGGUCAUAUUCAUUAUCAAUCUCAGCACAUUGGAGGCCUGUGGUAACUCUUUAAUGGUCACCUCGGUUCCAGGUGUUAAUGCUUAUGGCAAUAUAUCUACAGUCCAGAUAGGGAAUGUUUCAGGAUAUAUAGAUACCCCAGAUCCACCAACAAUCAUCAGCUAUUUGCCAGGACUUCUGUAUAAAUUUAGUUGUAGCUACCCUCUGGAAUACUUAGUCAACAAUACACAACUUGCUUCGUCAUCAGCUGCUAUAUCUGUCAGAGAGAACAAUGGCACAUUUGUUAGCACUUUGAAUUUACUCCUUUACAAUGACUCUACCUACAGCCAACAGCUGAUCAUUCCUAGUAUAGGGUUACCUUUGAAAACAAAAGUUUUUGCAGCUGUGAGAGCAACAAAUCUUGAUGGAAGAUGGAAUGUUUUGAUGGACUACUGCUAUACAACUCCAUCUGGAAAUCCAAAUGAUGAUUUGAGAUAUGAUCUCUUCUUUAGCUGCGACAAAGACCCUCAGACAACCAUAAUUGAAAAUGGGAAGAGUCAAAUGGGCCGGUUUUCCUUUGAGGUGUUCCGCUUUGUGAAGCACAAGAACCAGAAAAUGUCCACCGUUUUUCUUCAUUGUGUGACAAAGUUGUGCAGAGCUGACGACUGCCCUUUUCUUGCUCCUAUUUGUAGCAACAGAAAAAGAAGAGAUGUGGCAAAAAUAACCACUUGGAGCCCUCAGAGCACAUCUGGAAGUGCGGUCAUCACUGCUGGACCCAUCAUAACUAGAACUGAUGAGACUCCAACCAAUAAUUCACAACUUGGCAAUCCAAAUGGAUCUUCUUUCCAGCUCAAUUCUGUCACCAGUGCGUUGAUUUCAGGAAUAGUAAUUCUGGGAAUUAUGAGCACCGUCUUCUUCACAUUCUCCCUCCUCCUCCUCCACAGAAAAUGGCCCAGCAGUAGCCCAGUUUUGAGUGGUGUACGAAACCCUGUUUUUAACUAGAAAGAACAAAUCAAUGGGACAUUCUCUGUGGGACUGCCAAGAAAUGUAUUUUCUUUGAAGUGUCACCAAGGCAGCAUUCUGCCACUUUCAGAUUCCAGCUAGUCUUUCUUGUAGUUUUAUACAUGUUAUUGUAUAGAUAAUAAGCAGUAAAGAUGAUGGUGGCUCUUUUUCAUUUAUGUUUAUGGUUAUGUGAGUGAUUGAGCUAUUUGACAUUUGCCAACAGGAUUAUAGAUAAUUGAAGUGGUUUCAAACAUCCAAGUGGCAUCAUAAAGGGUUUUUUAAACAAGCUUCAGGCAAAAAAGAAAAAAGAAAAAAGAAGAAGCUUGAAGCAAAAACAUCCUCCAAAUAUAUCCAUAUUAUACAAACAUGACUGUAAUAAAAGACCUGUAGUUAAUAUGCCCUUUUGAAUGGGGCAACCUCUGUGUUUAUUUCUUUCUUUUUUUUUUGACAGCGUUAUACAUUUUAUUCCAUUCUUUAUGAAUUCUGGUACUUGAAGCACAUAGUUUUCAUUUUCUACUGCACUGCAGAAAAGAGCAGCAGAUAGUUCAAUAUAAUCAUAAUGAGUAGCUAUAGUUUUUAAUUGCUUGGGAAAUAUAAUCAAAUGGGAUGGGGUGAAUGUUACUCUGUUUUAGGUUGAGUUCAUAUUGUGAAAGGAAUUACAACAAUGGACAUAUGACUGACUUGUGCUUAAUCAUAUUUUUCCUAAGCCAAAAUGUUUUGUGUUGCAAAUUUAGGAUUGAACAGAAACCAUUCAAUGUUCUGGAAAUGCAUUUGGCAGUGUUGAAAAGCAUCCACUCAUUUGAGAUGUAUAGCUAGAAAAGAGUCACCUAUUUAUUCAAAUUGUCCCUUGCUCUUUCUUUGAAUUGAAUUUCUUUAGCCAUAAUUAUUUAUAUCACCCAAUAGCAAAAUCCAACCUCCUGUGUUGUGGGGAAGGAACUCACAUUUCUGCCCCCCUUCUCCCUGGCAGCCCUCACAGCCCCACAAAUGCCAAUUUAGGGUAUAGGUGGACCCUUUUGAGUGGAGAGGGUUGUGGACAGAAAUAAAAAAAAAGCUUACAUUAAAUUAAGGGGACACAUUCAUUUACACAGCUCCAGUCCAAAGUGUUGUAAACUUAUUGCUGGAACUAUUGUAUGCAAAAAUAUUAUUUUUCCAUAAGAUACAAUACUUUUUUGGGUGGGUGGGAAGGGGUACGCAUUAUUUUUUUAUGAAAAGGCCCCUGAAAUGCAAAAAGUAUUUGGGUGGUUUCUGAAUUGGGAGUCUUGGUGUAUUGAGGCUCCCUUUUUCACUGAAGGGAAGAAAAAGUGUGCAUAUUAUUUACAUCUGUACUUCACACAUUCACACAUUGAAAGGGGUCCUGCAAAUUUGGCUGAACAUCUGGAAUUCUUAAAAGUCAAGUUCAAUUUGGUUUGGUCUGUAAGUGUGUACACCUGAAUUUUCUUACAGGGCUCUUUGCAGAUGGUUGCACUGACUUUAAAGUUUAACAGCUGGGCACAUAGGGGCAUUUGGAGGCAUGAGUUACAUGUAUGCUCACUUCCUUCUUCCCUUCUGAACCAUAUGUAUAUGCAGGUUAAUGUGUUUGCAUAGGGCUUGCUGAAACUAGCCAACCUUUCAAUGCUUGGUAGGCUUUCUGUAGAAGAAGAUAUAUGAACUAUUUUAUGCUUAGUUUUUACUCCACCUUUAGGAUGAAGGAUAGUUCACAAAGACCACUAGAGAAAAGUAUUUUCCCAAAUGCCUUCAAGUAUUCGUGAGGCUUCAGAGACACUUUGGGCCUCAUUCAAGCUAUGAUGAAGUAAAAAGGUGUUCAUGCUAGAACAUAUGCUUUCUCCAGCGUAUUUAUGACUGCAAAUUGUAUGAAAUGUAAAACUCUUAAAAAUCCAAGUUAAUUUUCAGGUAAUCUUUUAAAGCCCCCCCCCCCCUCCAAUGAUCCAACAAUUUUGGAUUUUUGGAUUUAACAUCAACUAGAAGUACCCCCCCACCCCCCAAAAAGCUGGCCUUUUAUAUUGUUUUAAAGUUUAAAGUGUAUUAUGCUUGAUAUCUACUUUUUCUUUCUACUUUCAGUUAGCCAUAUGAUACUGUGACCAGACAUAUAACUAAAGCUAAUAAAAGUAGUGAUUGUCCAUUAUUGCUAUAACACUGAGAUGUAAUUCAGCUAUGUCAAGGCUAUUGAAAAAAAUGGGAUUAAUGAUAUGUGACCUGUUCUUUGUUUUUGUUACUUCCAAGCUCUGGUUGUAUUUUAUUAUGGAAAGCCAAUAGCUAGAAUUCUAUUUAAGUACAAUUCUGGCUUAUGCCGAUAUCUGUAGAUUGUAUAGGCUUGUAUCAAUACCUUCCUCAAAGAGGCAAUUCUCCUUUGCCUUGCGGUACAAUGAGUCUAUCUAAAACUAGCAUAUGAACACAUGUCUGCCUCCCCUGACUAGAAAAGUCACUGGGGUGGAUUGGUGUGCACAGGUGCACCUGUGGUACUUUACACAUCACUGGGGGUGAACAGCAUCUUGACUCAUAAGAACUUGAUGAGAGAAAACUAUUUGAGAAGUGUGGACCUUGUGUCUUCCCAACACACUUUGUUCCAUACCUUCUACAGCAAGGGAAGUUUGUCCCAAGACAUGUUGUUUCAAUAGUUAAAUAACGUUAGCAAUGGCCACUUAGAGAUGCAUGUACAGCUCACCAAAAAUGUUUGUACUGACAAUAAACAACACUGUAUAAUGGAGAACAUAUAAUGGGAUAUAGUUGGAUGCUGAUUUUAUCUGCCAGAUGCUAACAUUUUGGGUUUGUGAUCAUCACUACAUUGAGCGAACAGAAUUGCUACUGUACAUAUUGCUUCAGACAAUAUAUUUUUGGCAUUGUUCAGUUUCCUGUGUUAAUCAUGUCUCUGAUUUUUUUAAAUCUGGAAACCUAUGCAAAUAUCAGGGUUAUUUCGCUUCCAUGACUACAUAUAAAGCACACACAAAUAAUUCAUAUCACGCCAUAUCUAAAUGGUCUGUAAGGCCUGUUUAUAAACAUCCUGCUUGCUGCAGUAUCAGUGCUUUCACAGCAAGGGGCCAGCCCUGCCAUUACAUGGAUAAGAGGCAACCACCUCAGGUGCCAGGGGAUGAUAGGAGAAGUACAAUGUUAAAUAAGAAAGCUGUAUUGCAAACUGCUUGACCUGCACCCCUUAGAUAGCAUAUUACUUUCAGAUAUGACAAAAAAAUGUUGCCUUGUUGUCAGUCCAGCUGGAUUUGUAUAUGGGAUGUAUGCUAUCUUGUUCUGCCACAGGCGCCAAAGUGCCAUGGGUUGGCCCGGUUUCACAGGUACUGUGUUUGGUUUUCUCCAGUCUUAUUACCUCAAACAUAUUUUUGCACUUCAGGGUUUAGGUCUGAUGAUAUGUAAAACAUGAUUGUUUAAUAAAACAAUGACAAAAAUCAGAUAAA